Messenger RNA from Prosopis cineraria, 2987 nucleotides. RefSeq names its product probable pectin methyltransferase QUA2. The record is from RefSeq and is a predicted model, not a curated record. Gene Ontology annotation, molecular function: methyltransferase activity. The transcript is spliced from 9 exons. NCBI's taxonomy places the organism in Eukaryota, Viridiplantae, Streptophyta, Magnoliopsida, Fabales, Fabaceae. The coding region runs from base 432 to 2504 and encodes 690 amino acids. Gene Ontology annotation, cellular component: cytoplasm.
AAUUUCAUGGUGCUCGUCGAGACCGUGCGCUCUCUCUCUCCAUUUUUCUUUGCAGAGCAGAAAGCAUCAGACGGUGCGAGGGUGAGUGGGGAGAGGAAGAGAGUGGUCGGGAGGGAGGGAUAUUCAAACCAAACCAAGCGAAGGAACGCUGAGACGUUUUAUAAUUCGUAGCGUGGUCGUGCUCCAGCGAGCAUUGCCAAUUCACUCGUUAAUUUCUGCUAAUUUUUCGGCAUUAGUUUCAGUCUUCUGCUUCUUCAAGGAGGAGGAGGUUUCCAAUUGCUUAACUGGAGGAGGUGUCUCCCAGUGAAUUAUCCCCUCAAAUCCGGAUGACGCUAAAAUAACAAACCUUUAUUGGUUUCUCAGUAUAUUCAUAAACUACUCUCAGUUACGCAUCAACUUCUUCGUGCAAGUAUAACAUUCCAGGCCGGAGAAUGUCCAGGCCUCUGCAUCGAGGUGUAUCUGGUGUUCGGAUCUCUUACAGCAGUCAUGAGUUGCGGGAUUCUCAGUCCAAAGAUAAAGCAGAAAAGGAAGAUUUGGAUAGAAGAGCUUCAUCAGAUCACAGCCCUUUAGCCCUGAGGUUUCCUUUACGAUUAUUUUUGGUAGAUAAUUCUCAAUCAAAAUAUGGUAACUCCGAGAAUGGUUUCACCGAUAGCUUCAUUGCUGGCACUCCAAGGAGUCGACAUAAUUUGAUAAUGCUUCUCUUGAAAUCAAGCCUACUAUUUAUUGUUGUUCUUGCUCUUACUGGAUCUUUUUGGUGGACGAUCUUGAUUUCAAGCUCAUCAAGAGGUCACAUAUACCAUGGUUAUAGAAGACUCCAAGAGAAACUUGUGGCAGACCUUUUGGAUAUUGGGGGGUUUUCCAGCGGCACCUCGAGACUGAAAGAAAUGGAAUUUUGCUCUCAAGAAUUUGAAAACCAUGUUCCUUGCUUUAAUGUUUCUAAGAAUCUAGCUUUCAGUUAUUCUGAUGGCAAUGAGCUUGAUAGGCAAUGCGAUCAUGAGCUCAGGCAAAACUGUUUAAUACUUCCUCCUGUGAAGUACAAAAUUCCUCUUCGGUGGCCAACUGGAAGAGAUGUUAUCUGGGUUGCAAAUGUCAAAAUCACAGCCCAGGAGGUUCUUUCUUCUGGAAGCUUGACCAAGAGAAUGAUAAUACUGGAUGAGGAACAAAUUUCCUUUCGUUCAGCCUCCCUUAUGUUUGAUGGUGUUGAAGACUAUUCACAUCAGAUUGCAGAAAUGAUUGGACUUAGAAAUGAGUCUAACUUCCUACAAGCAGGGGUUCGAACCAUACUGGACAUUGGUUGUGGCUAUGGGAGCUUUGGAGCACACCUCUUUAACAGUAAUCUGUUGACUAUGUGCAUUGCUGACUAUGAGCCUUCUGGUAGCCAAGUUCAGCUCACGCUUGAGAGGGGUCUGCCAGCUAUGAUUGCUUCUUUCACUUCAAAACAGUUGCCAUAUCCAUCUCUCUCAUUUGAUAUGUUGCAUUGUGCAAGAUGUGGGAUUGAUUGGGACCAGAAAGAUGGCAUUCUCUUGAUUGAAGCUGAUAGACUUCUAAAGCCGGGUGGCUACUUUGUCUGGACAUCGCCACUUUCAAAUGCUCAUAGCAAAGAGAAUCAGAAGCGGUGGAAGUUUGUCCAUGAUUUCACAGAAAAUAUUUGCUGGGAAAUGUUGUCUCAACAAGAUGAUACUGUCAUAUGGAAGAAAACUAGUAAAAGGAAUUGCCACAAUUCAAGAAGUUCUGGUGCUGGCCCUCCUUUGUGUGGUAAGGGUUACGAUGUGGAGUCUCCACAUUAUCGAGAACUGCAAAACUGCAUCGGAGGAACACAUAGCAGUCGUUGGAUUUCUAUUGAUGAGAGGGCAACCUGGCCUUCUCGGGCUAACUUGAACAAUAAUGAGCUUGUUACCUAUGGGCUGCAUCCUGAAGAAUUUGCUGAGGAAUCUGAAAGCUGGAAAACAUUAGUCCGUAAUUAUUGGUCUCUCCUUUCGCCUUUAAUAUUCUCUGAUCAUCCAAAGAGGCCAGGUGAAGAGGAUCCUUCACCACCUUACAACAUGCUCAGAAAUGUAUUAGACAUGAAUGCUCGUUUUGGUGGUUUUAAUUCAGCACUGCUGCAAGCUGGAAAGUCUGUAUGGGUCAUGAAUGUGGUCCCAACCAGUGGACCAAACUACCUUCCCUUGAUCCAGGACAGGGGUUUUGUUGGUGUUUUGCAUGAUUGGUGUGAGGCUUUUCCAACAUAUCCUAGAACCUAUGACUUGGUGCAUGCAGCAGGGCUUCUGUCACUUCAAAAUUCUCAUCUGGGUAGAUGCAACAUGCUUGAUCUGUUCACUGAAACUGAUAGGUUACUCCGUCCAGAGGGUUGGAUUAUAAUUCGGGACACAGUUCCUUUGAUAGAGUCAGCGAGAGCUCUAGCGACACGGCUGAAGUGGGAUGCCCGAGUUGUUGAACUUGAGAGUGACCACGAUCAUAGACUCCUAAUCUGUCAGAAACCUUUUUUUAAGAGACAGUCAAGCUAAUUAAUUGAUUCUAUUCGUAUUCAUUUCCAUCAUGUUCAGUUAUUGUCAUAAAGCUCCGCCACAAAAAGUGGGGGGUUGAAAAUUUUGAACAGAAAGUAGUAGAACAGGAUAGAGGAAAAGUGGAUCUUGGUCAAUUAUACAAUCACAAGUCCAAUGCCGCCCUAAAAUUUGGUUAGGGCCAUGUAAUUACCAAGCAAGGUCCCAGAGGAGAUGAGGAAGUAUACUGGUAUCUCUAUUUUUUCAAGUGAUGUCUGAUUACAGUUCACACAGCCACAUCAUUAAGAUUGUGAAUGUGAUAGAAUAAGUUAUUGAUGUUUGUUGUAGUGUAUAAAAUGCUGAGCCAAUCAAUUCCCGCUAUGUGAUUUGAGUUGUCUUUCCUGCUCUUAUCUUACAGGCUUUUUGCUGUCUCAUGUAAAAGCUAGACAAAGCUGUACUUGAUAUUUUUUUGUCAGUGUUAAUAAAUUAUAAUGCAAAAUUAUAGUA